AUGGGCGAGAUUGCGCCGCUGCGCCUCGCUGACCGUUCGUGGGACAACGUAGGAAUACUAGUGGAGUCCCCUGACGCAAAUAACUCCGGUAUCGUCGUCUUGACGAUCGACCUCACCCCGGAGGUUAUGGAGGAGUGCCUGCACCACAACGCCGAGGUUGUUGUCGCGUACCAUCCACCCAUUUUCACUCCCUUAAAGCGCCUCACACUGGCGGAUUCUAAGCAGAGGAUUAUUCUGCAAACGGUGCGUCAUGGAGCGUCCAUCUACUCUCCACACACCUCCCUCGACGCGGCAGUGGAUGGCAUCAACGACUGGCUUGCGUCCAUUGUGGAUGCAGAUGGGGAGCGGUGCCCCAUUCAACCCUGCGAAGGCGCCAACGAGAAUUAUGAUGACCUUGCGGCUGUUGGUAUCGGCCGUGUCGUGACACUACGGCAGCCCAAGCGGAUGGCGGUGCUGGUGGAUGACAUCAAGACUGGCCUUGGCAUCCCCACCGUACGCGUCGCGCUGCCGGAGGGGUGGGGCAGCAACACGCCUGUGCGGUCGGUCGCGAUCUGCGCCGGCAGUGGCUCUGGUGUGUUCCGUGCUCUGAAGGAACAUGUGGACUUACUCUUCAGCGGGGAGAUGGGGCACCAUGAGGUGCUUGCCGCCAACGCCAAGGGACAGGGCGUCAUUCUGUGCGAGCACACCAACACUGAGCGAGGCUACUUGGCGAAGCAGCUGCUCCCCCGGCUGCAGCAGAGCCUCGGCAAUGAGGUGCGUGUCAUGGUGUCGGCGAAGGACAAGGAUCCGCUCGUCGUGUGGUGA
This is a messenger RNA of Trypanosoma grayi, 804 nucleotides long. Its product is annotated as NGG1 interacting factor 3. Lineage: Eukaryota; Euglenozoa; Kinetoplastea; Trypanosomatida; Trypanosomatidae. The transcript has a single exon. Gene Ontology annotation, cellular component: mitochondrion; cytoplasm. Bases 1 to 804 code for a protein of 267 amino acids. The record is from RefSeq and is a predicted model, not a curated record.